Messenger RNA from Diospyros lotus (date-plum), 2957 nucleotides. RefSeq lists its product as uncharacterized. The transcript is spliced from 8 exons. The coding region runs from base 1 to 2373 and encodes 790 amino acids. NCBI's taxonomy places the organism in Eukaryota, Viridiplantae, Streptophyta, Magnoliopsida, Ericales, Ebenaceae. Gene Ontology annotation, molecular function: microtubule binding. The record is from RefSeq and is a predicted model, not a curated record.
AUGGAUGAGACCGACUUCAAAGGGCUCAGACACUCCGAUGUCUAUUGUGAAAACGAAGAUCUCAUUUCUGAUUUGUCUUUAUCCACCGGUGGUCUCCUUGAUAAACAAUCCACAGAAAAUCAGAAUAACGGUAUAAACUUUGAAUUUCUGGUUGCAUUUGAUGCUGAAAAAGCAGUGGAGAAAACCAACAUCAGUCCACUUAUGGAAGAACCAACUCAACCUUCUGAGCUGCUAGACCAGGAAAACACAAGAAAAAAUGGGACGUACAAUUUGCGCAAAAGUUUAGCUUGGGAUACAGCCUUCUUCACUAACGCUGGUGUUCUAGAACCUGAGGAGUUGUCUUGCAUGAUCAAAGGAGCUGAUAAUGGUGGAAAACAUUUUUUACCAGGAAUUGCAGAGGAUAUACGUAGAUCUAAUGAUUCAAUCUCUACAUUAGAAAGUGAGAGUUUGACAAUAGAAAGUCUGGAAGCUGAUCUGUUUGAAGACAUCAGAGCUUCAAUUCAGAAAUCCAGUAAAGCAUAUCACAUGACAAUUUCUGGUAAAACUGCACCCGAAGAGAGAGAAAACCAAGUUGUCUGUUCUUCAGGGAAGGUGGGCUCUGCUUCCAGGAAUGCAGUAAUGGUGAAGCCAAACUCUGCUGCCAAGAACCAAGGGGCUGGAAUGCAAGGACCAGAGAAAUUGAUCAAGCAGAGAGCUGGUUAUUCAGAGUCACAGGGCACACAGCCCGUUCCAAGAAUUGGAGGCUUGACUUCAUCCCUUAGGAAGGCUUCAAAGGAAAUUACCAGGUCUGCCCCUAUUUCGUCGGCACCACAGAAGAGGGCUUCUUUGGGUGCUAACCAAAUCAAAAUGGGUAAUGAUAAAGCAAGAAGUGCCUCUGUUUAUGGUAAAGUGGAUCUUGUGUCAAAGCUUGGUCCCAGUAGGGCUGUGCCUAGGCCUGCAGUAUCUUCAAAAUCCUUCUCUCCAACUCCUUCAACAGCAACCAAGAAAGAGCUAUCAAAGUCAUCUUCCUCGUAUGCUAGUUCUGGCAGUCCUUCACCUUCCAAUAUUGGUGCUUCUUCUGUGAAAUCUACUAGAAGAAGGUUUGGUAGCCAGACUCUUGAUCCAACUUCCGACAGAUUGAUCCUAAAAACACCAUCAAAGGUGGCACAGAAAAAUAAAAGACGGUCUAAUACCUUGGCUCGUUUAGCAUCAUCUGAUCUCUCUUCUAAUGUAUCUCCUGCUAGUUCUUCCAGUGAAUGGUCGUCUGAAUCAUCUUCAUCGGCGAUGCCAAAUGCUUCAAGGACUUGCUUUGAUAUUGGGUCUCCUUGUAGAUUCCUAGGUAAUGAUAUCCCUCCCUCAGAUUGCUGUAACCAAUCCAAUGAUCAUAUCUCAGAUGAACAUAAUAAGGCGACUCUACCACGUAGUGAAACCGUAAAAGCAGCUUCAGGGCAGCUUGGUGGACAUUCUCAACCAGCUACGGCAAAACCCUCAGGUCUGCGAAUGCCAUCACCAAAGAUUGGAUUUUUUGAUGGGGUAAAACCUGUACUUCGAACCCCUAAAGGAAGUGUGCAAGCUUAUUCUGGUAUACCGGCUGGUCCCAAAUUUGGACCUGGUAUCUGUAACCUAAGUGGAGGCUCGAACAAGGCAAAGCAUUCAAAGCUUCAACCCGUGAGAGUAUUGCCAGCAAAUGGGAAUGUGAAGCUUGAUUCUCCGAAACAUGCUUCGCCUGUACUAUCCCAGAAACUAUCAAGUGCUUCCUCACAGGUUCCUAGUGCUUCAGGGGGUCUAACAAACUUUGUUGAUGUUUCACCUGAAGUCCAGGGCGAAAUUGAUGGAGAAAGUUGCUUGAAAGAUGUGGAUGUAGGACCCGGAAGGCCUGAUGAAGCUAAAAAUGUUCCACAUACUGGAUUGGAUGCUGAAAUGACUCGAAGUCUAGGUAUCUUGAAGAGUGAAAUGAACUUGGAAAAUCAGAGAAAUACCACUUUAAAGGAUGAGAAGGUUGCUUCUAUUGACAUCAAUGCUUCAAGAUCUCAAUGCAAAGCUGACCAUACAAAGCCAUCUGAAGACGGGGAUGAAGAUGCAAGCAGCAACUCUCAUCGCAGGAAUGAUUUGCAUUCACUUUAUGAAAACAAUGAGAAUGCCCAUUUUGUAGACCAAGAUGAUGGCUUGGUUUGUAUAAAUGCGGGAGCUGGGAACUCAAAACAGGGGCUGCAGAAAGCUUUUGUUGGCAAUUCUAUUACUCAAAAUGAUUUCUGCCACCCAUACUCUGGCCAGGAAGAGGAGUCAGAAAGCAAUCUAUCAGUGACCACAAUUAUAUAUCCUUCUCCAAUGAAGUCAGGAACUACAGCCAGUACAAGGCCUCCUUUCACCGUUAAAAAUUCUUUGUGCAAUUAGGGGCUUGCUCAUUCAGCCAGAUCGAGCAUCGGGGUAGUAGAGAAGACAACAUCCUUCCCUAGUUUGGACAACAUUCAGACGGAGAACAGAUUAACAGAAUACCACACUUGAAAUUUUGCUUUAAGUACAUCCAUGGACUCCUACUGGGUUCCUGUCAAACACAACUGACUUGAUUAGUUUCAUUUGGAACACGGCCCAUUUCUCGACUUCAAUUGCCUUUAAAUGUGAUGUUAGGAGGUUGACUUUCCUCAUAAAAGUUGUUGCUUACUGUCCGUGCACCCAAAUUCUACUUCGGUAGAAGCUUUCUUGGACAGAAAAUUGCCACCUAAUAUCAGUAUCCUGACAGACAUGGGAGCUGAAUUGAAGAAUUGAAGUCUUGUACAAGGAUUUCCCCCGUAUUUGUGUGCUAGUACAAGGACACACUGGCUGUGGGGAGAAAAGGAAAAAGGUUUUUAAGCCCAAAAUUGUGAAAGGUCAAGGUUAUUGGUGAUGAAUGUGUUGGUAUUCUUCUACCUUUGUUUACGUGAAUUUUGUAUUGUUGGAAGAUUGUAGGUUCUUUUGAAGUGAACGAUUUGUUUGGUCAA